Messenger RNA from Monascus purpureus, 1649 nucleotides. The record is from the annotation of a GenBank genome assembly. NCBI's taxonomy places the organism in Eukaryota, Fungi, Ascomycota, Eurotiomycetes, Eurotiales, Aspergillaceae.
AUGGCCCGCACGUCGACACGAACACGCCUUCCUCGAGGCCAGGUCGGCAUUCAGAACUUCGCAAGAGCCACGAAGCCCGGCGUCACCGCAGAAUCAGAAGCAGGGGAAUUGAAACCAAAGAUUGGAAUUGGAAAGAAGGAAUCACAUGCUCCAGCUGAAACUGCAACUGAAAGAGCAACUGAAGCUGAAGCACUCCCCCCGGCCACGCCUUCUAAGAAGCGGAAAUUGAACCACGACGUUGAUGAAGAUGAGGAACACGAAGAAGAAACUGCAACGGAGACCCCGUCCAAGACACUCCGGAUUGGUGAAUUGUCCGUUUCAACGCCGAGGAGUCGUCGGAGCCGCAACCGGAACGAGAACAAGAACCAGGACCAAAACCAGGCUCACACCCAUACACACACUCCGCACACACCUGUCCGUCCGACUGGAUUCGACGAUCUCCUGUCUCUCCAUUCCUCCUUUCUGAAGGCGUUAGGCCUCCAUUUUGCUCAUAAUGGCGUGAGGACGCCGGCGGAUCUGAGGGAGUUUCUGCGCAAUAUGGAACGCAUAUGGAAGAGAAGAAAGGUGUCAGUCAAGGAUCUGCAGCGGUUGGUUUGGGUUUGGGAGCAGGGUGCUACGUCUACGUCGGGAUCGGACUCAAUUGCAAAGCCAAAGCCAAAGUCUACCCCAUGGCCCUCGUACCGAAUUGCGAAUUAUGGUCUGGGUAAGGUGUGUCUUGAGACAAGUGGCGAACGUGUCUCGGAGUGUAUCUGUGAGGAUGAAUUGCAGGUGGAAUUUGAGCGGUUACUGGAGCGGCUCUGGGAGAAGUGUCUUGAAUUAGAUGAGGAAGAGAAGGGCGUGAACAUUGAUUUUAUAGAGACCCUCGGCCUUGCGCCUAUACACGAAUCUCUCACUCCGCUUACGUCUUUCCGGGCGGGACAGCAGCGACUGCAGGAUUUGAAGGGUGGGGUUAUCAGGGUUAAGACGGAGGCUCUUCGUGCGCGGAUGGAUCAUGCCUCAGUACCAGGGUCAAUCAUGAAGACGCCGGAUACUACGACGGAUCGUCGAAAGAGUCUUCUGGACCGAAUCAAGAGCAAGCAGCUUCUACAGUCGAAGUUGCCUCCGCCGCCUUCGAAGGAGAUGCUUCUCCGUCGCGCUGCCGCGGAGCGAGUAGAAGAUGUUGCGCGAGUGUUGGCUUUGUUGAGACCGUCGACUGGUUCUGUGGAUGCUUCUUCUGGCUUGAAACCCAUAGCUCCGGUGCAGAGGAGGCCGUUUCGGUUCGACACUAUCGUGCAGCACGUGCAGGACUCCAUGCGAAAUCCAAUCUCGCACGAAGAGGUCGAUGCCUGUCUUCAGAUUCUAUCCCAGACGGACGUCGCCGGUCACUGGGUCACUGUUGUAACCGUCAAGGGGAUCAGAUCGGUGGUGUUGAAGUCUUUUGGAGAUGUCUCUCCCAAGGAGAUUGGGGGGCGGGUUCGCCAGAUGAAGAUAGGUUGGGUGGAUUCUCCAUAGGUUUGGAAAACUCUGGAAUACGGUCUUGAGGUUACUUGAUAGAGUUGAUAUUUUCUUUUGGAUGGAGCUGGACUCAUUGCAUACGGCAUAUUGCAUUUUACGGAGUAUCGAUUUGGGGCAUAUUGUACAUUAGCAGUUCCAUUUUAGAUCAUGACCUG